Nanorana parkeri is the source of this 627-nucleotide messenger RNA. It is a transcript of the gene FGF20, whose product is annotated as fibroblast growth factor 20. The coding region runs from base 1 to 627 and encodes 208 amino acids. Gene Ontology annotation, molecular function: fibroblast growth factor receptor binding; growth factor activity. The transcript has 3 exons. Gene Ontology annotation, cellular component: cytoplasm. NCBI's taxonomy places the organism in Eukaryota, Metazoa, Chordata, Amphibia, Anura, Dicroglossidae. The record is from RefSeq and is a predicted model, not a curated record. Gene Ontology annotation, biological process: positive regulation of gene expression; animal organ morphogenesis; fibroblast growth factor receptor signaling pathway.
AUGGCUCCUUUACCGGAGGUGGGGAGCUAUCUGGCCGGGCUGGACACUCUGGGACAAGUUGGCUCUCACUUCUUGUUGCCCCCUGCCAGGGAGAGCCCUCUGCUGUUCAACGACCCCAUGGCACAACCUGAUCGGCUGUCCCGCAGCGCUCCCUCGGACCUGGCGCACCUCCAAGGCAUCCUGCGCCGCCGCCAACUCUACUGCAGGACUGGCUUCCACCUGCAGAUCCUGCCCGAUGGCAACGUCUUGGGUACCCGGCAGGAUCACAACCGCUUCGGCAUUCUAGAGUUUAUCAGCGUUGCUAUUGGCCUGGUGAGCAUUAGAGGAGUGGACAGCGGCCUCUACCUGGGGAUGAAUGAUAAGGGGGAACUCUUUGGAUCUGAAAAAUUAACUUCUGAAUGCAUUUUCCGCGAGCAAUUUGAAGAAAACUGGUAUAAUACUUAUUCAUCAAAUCUAUAUAAGCAUGGAGAGUCUGGGAGGCGAUACUUUGUAGCACUUAAUAAAGAUGGAACUCCUAGAGAUGGAGCUCGAGCUAAAAGACAUCAGAAAUUCACACAUUUUUUGCCUAGACCGGUGGACCCUGAGAAGGUACCUGAACUCUAUAAGGAUGUCAUGGGAUAUAGCUGA